CCACAGCCCAGCUCAUAAAUAUUACUUGACCACAGAUCCCAUCACCGGCUCCAUCUACCUCUCCGACACCAACAGUCGACGUAUCUAUAAAAUCAAGUCAACCACAUCAGUGAAAGACAUUGUGAAGAAUUCAGAGGUCUUGGCUGGAACUGGGGAUCAGUGUCUCCCAUUCGAUGAUACCCGAUGCGGAGAUGGAGGCAAAGGCACUGAUGCGACACUUACAAAUCCCAGGGGCAUCACCGUGGACAAGUUUGGGCUGAUUUACUUUGUGGAUGGCACUAUGAUCAGGCGGAUUGAUCAGAAUGGGAUCAUCUCAACUGUACUGGGUUCCAAUGACUUGACAUCUGCUCGGCCUCUCAGCUGUGACUCCGUCAUGGACAUUUCUCAGGUUCGUCUAGAAUGGCCCACGGAUCUGGCAGUCAACCCGAUGGACAACUCGCUCUAUGUCCUGGACAAUAAUGUUGUGUUACAGAUAUCUGAGAACCACCAGGUGCGCAUUGUGGCCGGGAGGCCCAUGCAUUGCCAGGUGCCAGGUAUGGAUCACUUUCUCCUUAGCAAGGUGGCAAUCCAUGCCACCCUGGAAUCUGCUACCGCUCUGGCCGUCUCACAUAAUGGGGUUCUGUACAUUGCUGAGACCGAUGAGAAAAAAAUCAACCGCAUCAGGCAGGUCACCACCAACGGUGAGAUUUCUCUUGUUGCUGGAGCACCAAGCAGCUGUGACUGCAAGAAUGAUGCAAACUGUGACUGCUUCUCUGGGGACGAUGGCUAUGCCAAGGAUGCCAAACUCAACGCGCCGUCCUCCCUUGCAGUGUGUGCAGAUGGGGAGCUGUAUGUCGCUGAUCUUGGAAAUAUCCGAAUCCGAUUUAUUCGGAAAAACAAACCAUUCCUCAACAUGCAGAAUCUCUAUGAGUUAUCCUCACCCAUAGACCAGGAACUCUACUUGUUUGACACCAGUGGUAAGCACCUUUAUACUCAGAGCCUUACUACUGGAGAUUAUCUUUAUAAUUUUACUUAUUCCGGUGAUGGAGAUAUAACCCUGAUCACUGACAAUAAUGGCAACUUAGUCAAUAUCCGAAGAGAUUCUACAGGGAUGCCCCUCUGGCUGGUAGUACCUGAUGGCCAAGUCUACUGGGUGACAAUUGGUACCAACAGCGCACUCAAGAGUGUAACAACACAGGGGCAUGAAGUGGCCAUGAUGACAUACCACGGCAACUCCGGUCUUCUUGCCACCAAAAGCAAUGAAAAUGGUUGGACAACGUUUUAUGAGUACGACAGCUUUGGACGCCUGACCAACGUGACCUUCCCUACUGGCCAAGUGAGCAGCUUCCGCAGUGAUACCGACAGCUCCGUGCAUGUCCAGGUGGAAACCUCCAGCAAGGAUGAUGUUACAAUAACAACCAAUUUGUCGGCAUCAGGAGCCUUCUACACCCUGCUCCAAGACCAAGUCCGAAACAGCUACUACAUCGGUGCUGAUGGUUCUCUCAGACUGAUGCUGGCUAACGGCAUGGAGGUGGCUCUGCAAACCGAGCCACAUCUGCUGGCUGGCACCGUCAACCCCACGGUGGGGAAGAGGAAUGUCACCCUGCCCAUUGACAAUGGCCUCAAUCUCGUGGAGUGGAGGCAGAGGAAGGAGCAAGCAAGAGGGCAGGUCACCGUCUUUGGACGUCGGCUGAGGGUUCACAACAGAAACCUCCUGUCCCUUGACUUUGAUCGUGUAACAAGGACAGAGAAAAUCUAUGAUGACCACCGCAAGUUCACACUUCGCAUCCUCUAUGACCAGGCAGGGAGGCCAAGUCUCUGGUCACCCAGCAGCAGACUGAAUGGGGUCAAUGUCACCUAUUCCCCAGGAGGUCACAUUGCAGGGAUUCAGAGGGGCACGAUGUCAGAAAGGAUGGAGUAUGAUCAGUCUGGCAGAAUUACAUCCAGGAUCUUUGCUGAUGGCAAAUCGUGGAGCUACACUUACUUGGAGAAGUCCAUGGUGCUGCUCCUUCAUAGCCAGAGACAGUACAUCUUUGAGUUUGAUAAGAAUGACCGGUUGUCAUCGGUGACCAUGCCCAACGUCGCCCGUCAGACUUUAGAAACCAUUCGUUCCAUUGGUUACUACAGGAACAUCUACCGACCACCAGAAGGCAACGCCUCAGUCAUUCAGGAUUUCACAGAGGAUGAGCAGCUGCUCCACACUUUGUACUUGGGGACUGGAAGACGUGUUAUCUACAAGUAUGGAAAGUUGUCCAAGUUAGCCGAGAUGCUCUACGACACCACAAAGAUCAGUUUCACCUAUGACGAAACCGCUGGCAUGCUGAAGACAAUAAACUUGCAGAACGAAGGGUUCACGUGUACAAUCAGAUACAGACAGAUAGGACCCCUCAUUGAUCGACAGAUCUUCCGCUUCACCGAGGAAGGCAUGGUCAAUGCACGCUUUGACUAUAAUUAUGACAACAGCUUUCGGGUGACCAGCAUGCAAGCAGUCAUCAAUGAGACACCUUUACCCAUUGAUCUCUACAGGUACGAUGACGUGUCAGGCAAAACUGAGCAAUUUGGUAAAUUUGGAGUCAUUUACUAUGAUAUUAACCAGAUUAUCACCACUGCUGUCAUGACUCACACUAAACAUUUUGAUGCCUAUGGUAGGAUGAAGGAGGUCCAGUACGAGAUAUUCCGGUCGCUGAUGUACUGGAUGACUGUGCAAUAUGACAACAUGGGGAGAGUGGUUAAGAAAGAGCUGAAGGUUGGCCCUUAUGCAAACACAACUAGGUACUCAUAUGAGUAUGAUGCUGAUGGCCAGUUGCAGACAGUGUCUAUCAAUGACAAACCACUCUGGCGUUACAGCUAUGACCUAAAUGGAAACCUCCAUUUGUUGAGUCCAGGCAAUAGUGCCCGUCUUACACCGCUCAGGUACGACCUCAGGGACCGGAUUACCAGACUGGGGGAUGUGCAGUACAAAAUGGAUGAAGAUGGCUUCCUGAAGCAAAGAGGCAAUGAUGUUUUUGAGUAUAAUUCAGCUGGCCUGCUCAUCAAAGCCUACAAUAAAGCUAGUGGGUGGAGUGUGAAAUACCGCUAUGAUGGCCUAGGAAGGAGGGUCUCUAGCAAAACCAGCCAUGGCCAUCACUUGCAGUUCUUCUAUGCAGACUUGACCAACCCAACCAAGGUCACCCAUUUAUACAACCACUCAAGCUCCGAGAUCACCUCUCUCUACUAUGACCUCCAAGGCCACCUCUUUGCAAUGGAGCUCAGCAGCGGUGAUGAAUUCUACAUAGCCUGCGAUAACAUUGGCACUCCUUUGGCUGUCUUCAGUGGGACUGGCUUAAUGAUUAAGCAGAUACUGUACACAGCAUAUGGGGAGAUCUAUAUGGACACCAAUCCCAACUUCCAGAUCAUCAUUGGCUACCAUGGAGGACUGUACGACCCCCUCACAAAGCUUAUCCACAUGGGACGGAGAGACUAUGAUGUGCUAGCGGGUCGGUGGACGAGUCCAGACCAUGAUAUGUGGAAGCAUCUGAGUAGCAAUAACAUAAUGCCUUUCAACCUGUAUAUGUUCAAAAACAACAAUCCCAUUAGCAACUCUCAGGAUAUCAAAUGUUACAUGACAGAUGUCAACAGUUGGCUGCUCACCUUCGGGUUCCAGCUACACAACGUCAUCCCCGGCUACCCCAAGCCAGACAUGGAUGCAAUGGAGCCAUCCUAUGAGCUAAUCCACACACAGAUGAAGACCCAAGAAUGGGACAAUAGCAAG
This is a messenger RNA of Antrostomus carolinensis (chuck-will's-widow), 3730 nucleotides long. Its product is annotated as teneurin-4. The annotation marks the transcript as partial. The record is from RefSeq and is a predicted model, not a curated record. Lineage: Eukaryota; Metazoa; Chordata; Aves; Caprimulgiformes; Caprimulgidae. Gene Ontology annotation, biological process: neuron development; heterophilic cell-cell adhesion. Gene Ontology annotation, molecular function: protein heterodimerization activity; cell adhesion molecule binding; protein homodimerization activity. The transcript has 8 exons. Gene Ontology annotation, cellular component: neuron projection.